AUGCAUACCCUGUCUUUCUUCGUCUACCUUUGUGCGGUGUUUGCCUGUGCAACCCUUACCGUGGCAGACAUUCAGAAACGUUCAUUUCUCGUCGAGAGAGUGCCGAACCCAAAGUUCACUGGACGCAAUGGGCCUCGGGCGAUGGUGAAGGCGCACAGGAAGUUUCUGAUGCCCUUGCCAGAGGGUCUGGUUGCUGCUAUGGAGGCACAGGACAAGAAGCUGGCGGCGGCGCAGGCGAAAAGAGGCUCCAACUCAUUUCAGUACUUUGACCGAAGCGAGGCGGAUCGACGGGGACUGAUAGGCGAGUUGCUGGGAGACCUUGGACUUGGUGGAGGGAAGCAGAACGGCAAGCAGGACGGGAACCAGAAUGGAAAUAAUGCGAAUCAAAAUAGUAACAAUGGCAACCAAAACGCGAAUGGAAACGGGAAUGGAAAUGGAAAUAAAGGCAACAAAAACGGCAACGGUUCUACUCCUCCACCCGUUAAAGCGAACAACACAGCACCGGCACCCGGAACCGGAGCCCGGAAUCAAACGGGGACAGUUGCCGCCAAGCCUGAGAAGAACGAUGCGGAAUACAUUUCCCCAGUCAAGAUCGGUGGCCAGACUGUGAACCUAGACUUCGAUACCGGCUCUUCGGACCUCUGGGUAUUCAACACGCAGCUCGCAGCCUCCGUCACAAACGGUCAUCGAGUGUACGACCCUGCCAAAAGCAAAACCUUUAAAAUGAUGGCCGGCUCUCAAUUCACAAUAUCCUACGGUGACGGUUCCGGAGCUAAAGGCAACGUUGGCACCGAUGUCGUCGACGUCGGAGGCGCGGCAUUCCCAGCACAACCCGUCGAGUUGGCCACAGCCGUCUCGCAGGAGUUCAUCAAGGACCAGAAUAACGAUGGCCUUAUGGGUCUUGCCUUUUCCAAGAUAAAUACCGUUAAGCCGCAGAAGCAGCAGACCUUCUUUGACAACAUUAAGCCGUCGCUUGCACAGCCAGUGUUCACAGCAGACCUGCGCAAAGGCGCUGCGGGAGCCUACACCUUUGGCACCAUUGAUCAAUCUAAGUUCCAGGGCGCGCUGGCAUGGGUUCCUGUCAAUAACACCAAUGGGUUCUGGCAAUUCAGCAGCGAGAAGUUUGCUGUUAAUGGUGGUAAGCCCCAGGCUGGUACGUCCGGCGGCCAGGCUAUUGCUGAUACUGGCACUUCGCUCAUGCUGGCUGAUGCAAAGAUUGUCACGGCGUAUUAUGCUCAGGUACAGGGUGCGAAGAAUGACCAGCAGGUGGGCGGAUUUACGUUCCCUUGCAACACCAAGUUGCCUGACUUGGCCGUUGAUGUGGGUGGCGUGUACAUGGCCAAAGUUACUGGUGACAAUAUCAACUUUGCCCAAGUUGGUAACGGUAUGUGCUUUGGUGGCGUCCAGGCGACGCCUCAGGGGCAAUUGGGCAUCUAUGGCGACAUCUUUUUCAAGUCUCAGUUUGUGGCCUUUAACGGCGGAAACAACAGUUUGGGAAUGGCUCCCCAUAAAUAA
Molecule: messenger RNA, 1515 nt
Organism: Pochonia chlamydosporia 170
Lineage: Eukaryota; Fungi; Ascomycota; Sordariomycetes; Hypocreales; Clavicipitaceae
Product: penicillopepsin
Exons: 2
Coding region: 1-1515 (504 amino acids)
Biological process (GO): proteolysis
Molecular function (GO): aspartic-type endopeptidase activity
Source: RefSeq, a predicted model, not a curated record